This is a messenger RNA of Annulohypoxylon truncatum, 1531 nucleotides long. RefSeq lists its product as uncharacterized. Bases 368 to 910 code for a protein of 180 amino acids. The record is from RefSeq and is a predicted model, not a curated record. The transcript has 2 exons. NCBI's taxonomy places the organism in Eukaryota, Fungi, Ascomycota, Sordariomycetes, Xylariales, Hypoxylaceae. Gene Ontology annotation, molecular function: DNA-binding transcription factor activity. Gene Ontology annotation, biological process: regulation of DNA-templated transcription.
AGCCUUAUGUGUAGGUAAGAUACCUAGUUUCAAAGUUACAUCACCUCCCGUAGAGGAAAAACGGCCCCCAAAUAGAGGUAUAGCCCAUUUAGGACUCCAUUAGCUUACCAAAUCUACCUCUCUACCUUACAUAUGAGAGAAUAUAUAUGACAGGUUGAUGCGCUAAUCACGAGGGGUUUCAACACCAUCCUCUCGACUACAUCUCUUGAAACUCGGCUAUCAGUUCAAAUAUCGACGGUUAUUGACCCAAGAUCGCAUAACGUAAUAACAGGCGGCAUUAACGGCGAUAUAUUCAUCUUGUAUCCUAUAUCCGGAGAAAACGACCUAGGACGGAAUUAGGCUUCAACGGAGGCAUCGAAACAAGAAGAUGGCUUCACGACCUUCUAAGAGACCCGAACCGAGUCCGAAGAAGCCAAAGUCUAGAUCGAGGCCACUGAAUGAUGAUUGGGCCGACGUCACAGAACCAGAGGAGAGGAGGCGGAUCCAAAAUCGACUUGCUCAACGCAAGUUCCGAGAGAAGGCUAAAGAGCAGAAAGAGAAAGCCGAGAGAGAAUCUCACAACCUUCAAAAUGCGCACAGCAGCUACCAGCUCCCUUCAUCCGAUGAGAUCGCAGCAGACGACGGGAUAGAUCUCUCUGGACUGCCAUGGGGAAGCAUGAGUAUGAAGCAUGUGCUAGCUAUGGGUUACGAGACCGAGAGUAGGCGUAGCGGUGGAAGCGGAGGCGACAACACGCCAACCGAAACACCGCGGUACUACACGACAUCUUAUUCCAGUCAACAAUACCAGGCAACCAGGUACGGUGGUAGUUCGAAUAGCAGCGGCGGGGAUGAUUUCUCCUAUCAAGAUAUACCGCCCUACUACUACGACUCAAAUCCAAAUACUGGGCAUAGCUCAUACCACCAAACUUAGGAGCCAGAUACAGGAAGUAUGUGAAAAGGGAGAUCCCGGGAAUAUGCAGAAGUGGCUGAAAAGACGCAUGAAGCAGUGUCCUCCACCGUGUUAAUUUCCUUUCCCAGGACUUUUUCUUAAAGUGAGAAAGCCUGAGGCUGAGAAUCCUGCGGGCUUCCGGUUGGUCAGGAUACGGCCGGUCAUGAUAUGUGACGAUGGGUUAUUAGAAGGCGUCACAGCAUUAGUUCUUUCCUGUUUUUGAUUUAUUUGAUUUUGUUAUACAGCAAGCAUGUACUACACUCUGAUCCUGCUUUUUUACCAGUAAUACCCAUUUUAGCCAAAAUGUACCAUUAUUAGAUGCUCUAGGAGAAAUAGACAUACUUACCUACUUUACCUAAUUCCUGAAUAAUAUCUGCCUAUUUUCUGGUUCUUUUACGACGUAAGGGCCUCAAGGUGAGACAAACAGAUCCCGAGCCACGGAUCCGGGUGACGUGCCGAACUCCAACAACUUGCGGUGUAUCGAAGAGUCAGUCAGCAACAAACGACGAAGCUAGCGCUUUGUCUAGGUAGGUAUAUUCGCGCACAUAAAACUGCUCGUCAUGAGAUGAGCCUCAUUAUUACGACGUAUCGCAGAUACGACAA